AUGGUUCGCAACAUUCACAUUGCCGUUCUCGAUGUCGAUAUCCCAGCGCGCCGAUUGUACGAGGCACGGGGUCUUUGCAGUGCCCAUUUCCGUGAUAUUCUCAAAGAAACAGCUGCAACCUUGAACAAAACCAGCUCAGCCAUCAAUGACCCGAUCGAUAUUACCAUUACCCCAUAUGAUAUUCGUGGAGGACACUAUCCAGACUUUCACUUGCUGCGCGGCGAUGCGACUCAAGAGCAAUUCCCCGUAUACAAGCCCAUCGAUGCCGUCUUGAUUACUGGCGGCUCACCAGGAGUUUAUGAAAUGCCCGAAUCUCCGUGGAUGCAAGUCCUUGAAAAGUUCAUCAAGACCGUUUAUAACGACUACCCAGAGGUCCGACUCAUGGGCACCUGCUUCGGUCACCAGUUGAUCUCCCACUCCUUGGUGCGCGUUCCCAAUGACCCUGUUCGAGAUGUCUACGUCGAGAAGUGCCCGCUUGGUCGUGAAGUGGGAGUCUAUACCGUUCAACUGGAGAAUGAGUUUACCAAAUACUUCCCUUCUGCGCUUGGCCACCUCCCUGGAGGCCAACUUCGCAUUCAAAUGUUCCACGGUGACCGUGUGAUGGCUGUGGAAAAAGGACAGACUGUGACAUUGUCCGAUAUGCCACCAGUCUCCCUCCCUGCUCCGUGGAUCAACAUUGGAAGCACUCCUAUCUGCCCUAUCCAGGGACUAUACAACCCAGGCAGAGUUCUGACCGUGCAGGGACACUAUGAGAUGGAUGCUUUUGCGACAUCGAAAAUGUGCAUUGAGAAUGCACCAAUUAUGGGAUGGAAGGAGUCGAAGUUGGCUUUGUUCUUGGAGCAAGUCGGACCUGACACCAAGGAGCGACGCGAUGAUGCUAGGGCAUUUGCGACUGCGGUUGUCUCCUUCUUGGCUGAUCUUGAGCAAUGA
Molecule: messenger RNA, 930 nt
Organism: Penicillium subrubescens
Lineage: Eukaryota; Fungi; Ascomycota; Eurotiomycetes; Eurotiales; Aspergillaceae
Product: type 1 glutamine amidotransferase
Exons: 1
Coding region: 1-930 (309 amino acids)
Cellular component (GO): cytosol; nucleus
Source: RefSeq, a predicted model, not a curated record